CUACAACAAAAACCUUUCUUUCUUUACUGUAUCUUCUACACACAACCAAACAAACAAACAACAAAGUCAUCUGAAUUAUUUAUUCAUUUAUUAACGAAACUUUGUGCUUCGUCUUCUCUUAUUAAGCUUCUCGCUCAAUUGAUUUCGUUUCAUUCAAUUUCAUGUCGUCUUCGCAAACCUCCGCCGCGGCGGCGGACGAUGGCUCUGACAACCACGCGCCUCUCCUCCGUCCCCGAGAUUCCACUCCUUCACCUACUGCUGCUGCCGCCCGUCCCGCCACUCUUGCACUCUUGCUCGGCCGCGCCACCGGCCGCGGCCGAGGCCCCUCCAUGCUCGUUCGAGAAACCGCGGCGCGUGAGCUGGAAGAGCGACGCGCGGAUUGGGGCUACUCGAAGCCCGUUGUUGCGCUGGAUAUGUUGUGGAAUACCGCGUUCGUGGUGGUUUCGGUGGUGAUGUUGAUGAUUACUAUUGAUGAGAAUCCUAACACGCCGAUUAGGUUAUGGAUCUGCGGGUAUGCGCUGCAGUGUUUGGUGCAUGUGGUGUUGGUGUGGUUGGAGUACAGGAGGAGAAACACAAGGAGAGUCAGGGAUGAUGGGAGGGGUGGCGGCGAUAUGGGGGAUGUGAAUAAUGACAGUGAGGAUGAGGAGGAGGAAGAGGAUGGUGGAGGAUCUGGGAGUUCGAGUAGAUCCAGUGUCACUAAACGAUGUGAAUCGAUAAAUACAAUGGCAUCAUUUCUCUGGUGGAUAGUUGGAUUUUACUGGGUAGUCUCUGGUGGAGAUGUACUCCUGCAGGAUGCUCCUCGUUUGUACUGGUUGGCUGUGGUUUUUCUGGCAUUUGAUGUGUUCUUUGCCAUCUUUUGUGUUGUUUUGGCAUGUUUGAUCGGGAUUGCUCUUUGUUGCUGCUUGCCAUGCAUUAUUGCAAUUCUCUAUGCUGUUGCGGGACAGGAAGGUGCAUCAGAAGCAGAUCUCAGUAUCCUUCCAAAAUACAGAUUUCAAAUAUUGAACAAUGAUGAAAAGCCUGGUGUGGGAGCUGGGAAAAUGAUUCCUCUAGAAACAAGCAGUGGAUACUUGGCAAAUGAACGUAUACUCUUACCUGAGGAUGCAGAAUGCUGUAUAUGUCUCUCCCCUUAUGAGGACGGUGCAGAGCUUCAUGCUCUCCCCUGUAAUCAUCAUUUCCAUACCACAUGCAUUGUGAAGUGGCUUAAGAUGAAUGCGACAUGUCCUCUCUGCAAGUACAAUAUUCUCAAGGGAAAUGAACAGGCACUUGUGCAAUACUUGGAGCCACUGAUUUGCAGGUUUUAAUUUAUGCCUUUUUUGUUCUCUUUUUCUUUUUUGGUUUUGUAUUUGUAUAGGAUGAAAAAUAAUGGUUUCAUGUAUUUUAUAGUUAUGUCAAUUCUACAGUUUUACAUACAGUGUACCUUUGUGAUAGAAAUAAUAGGCGGCGUACUGCGAUGGAUUCUCUACAUUGUGUUCUAAGUCUCAUUGGUGAUUGCUAGAUAUGUAAUGACAAUAUAUUGAACAGCAGCUUUGCUUUUCUUUGCA
This is a messenger RNA of Pistacia vera, 1541 nucleotides long. RefSeq names its product E3 ubiquitin protein ligase RIE1-like. The record is from RefSeq and is a predicted model, not a curated record. The transcript has 7 exons. The coding region runs from base 162 to 1301 and encodes 379 amino acids. Lineage: Eukaryota; Viridiplantae; Streptophyta; Magnoliopsida; Sapindales; Anacardiaceae.